Molecule: messenger RNA, 1011 nt
Organism: Acanthopagrus latus (yellowfin seabream)
Lineage: Eukaryota; Metazoa; Chordata; Actinopteri; Spariformes; Sparidae
Product: OCIA domain-containing protein 1
Exons: 8
Coding region: 142-837 (231 amino acids)
Cellular component (GO): endosome
Source: RefSeq, a predicted model, not a curated record
UGUUUAUUUCCGGGUUACGUCAGGGUUAGCUGGAGCAAUGACAUUGUACCAAACAGAGGCGAAGUCGGACAGCCGAGUGGCUUCAAGUUUGUUAUUUCACAUACUUUGAAGGCUUUGACCAGCACCGCUAUUGUCGUCAACAUGUCCCCCGCCACCACAGGUUUAACGGAGGAUCCACAGCAGGUUCAAGUAGGCUACAUCCCCACAGAGGAAGAGAAGAACGUGUUCCAGGAGUGCAACAACGAGAGCUUUUGGUACAGGUCGCUGCCCUUCUCUACGAUCAGCAUGGUUGUCACUCAAGCCCUCGUUUCCAGAGGGGUUCUGACUGCGUCUCCGAGGUUUGGAUCUCUACCCAAAUUGGCCUUUGCUGGCUUCUGUGGCUACCUGUUUGGAAAAAUUACGUACAUGAAGGAGUGCCAGGAGAAGUUCAAGAGGCUGUCGAACUCCCCUCUGGGCGAGGCCCUCAGACAGAAGGAAGGGCUGCCUCAACAAUUUUCCAAAGGUGCUCAGUCAGAGAUGAGUGACCCAGACGCCCCAUCAUUUGACACUAUGUUCCAGCCUGCAGAAGCCCCUGGCCAGAAAGGCUACAAUACAGAGCCACCCAUGCAAAUGGGUAGAUCAGAUGACUUCAGAGCACCAGUCGAGUCACGUUUUGACGAGGAUGAGCCCAGGAGGAAGGCCAUCCUCUAUGAGGAUUUGCGGAUGAAGAACAGAGAGAACUACGAGGUCACGCUAACACACAAGUCUGAAACACUUCUCAAACCAUCACCUGAGAAGGGGCCAACAAGACCCAAGAAAGAGAUGAAGAACAUUUAUGGAGACACCUGGGAGGAAUGAGUCCCUAUUUGAAAUUGAGAUAUGAGGCAUCCAUGACACUGUGGUGCAGGGGGCAGCUCAGUGACCAUAGUGCUCCUGUGUGAAUAAGUUUCUGGUCAAUAAGUAUGUCUUUGUUGUGAGUCAGUUAAACCAAACUACAUGAUGAUUAAAUCCGUCUCUCUGUGCUUUCUUUGA